Messenger RNA from Lactuca virosa, 991 nucleotides. NCBI's taxonomy places the organism in Eukaryota, Viridiplantae, Streptophyta, Magnoliopsida, Asterales, Asteraceae. The record is from the annotation of a GenBank genome assembly.
CCCAUAUUGGAUGCUUAUGGGCCUGUUAAAUGCACCAUGACAAUUAUUUCCUACAAAAUGAAAAAGAAAUCAUUCAUCGUGUUUGUGUGUCGCCAAUCGCCAUUCCCCUGCAGCCAUGUAUCAAGCUUACUUCAAUAACAAGUUCACGAAUUCACUUGUGUUCUACGUGUUCUUGUUACUUUUACUUCUCAUUUCACCUUUUCUUUUCAUUUGGGAACUCAUCGCCACCCUCCGAUCAUGUUUCCAACCUAUCGAAAACAUGUCCGGAAAAGUGGUUUUGAUCACAGGUGCUUCAUCGGGACUUGGAGAGCUCAUGGCUUAUGAAUAUGCAAAAAGAGGUGCAUGUUUAGCUAUUGUCGCGAUAAAAGAACCAGAGAGUCGACUCGAGAAAGUAGCAGAGAGAGCCCGUGAACUCGGCUCUCCCGAUGUUCUUUUCAUAUUUGCCGAUGUGUCAAAGGUUGAUGAGUGUAGGAUGUUUGUGGAUGACACCAUUAAACGUUUUGGUCGAUUGGAUCAUCUUGUUUGUAACGCGGGAAUCGCAAACCUUUAUUCAGUCAACAUUGAUAUCACCAAAUUCGCACCCGUUAUGGACAUAAACUUUUGGGGAUCGCUUUAUACAACUCAUUUCGCGAUGCCACAUCUCAUGAGAAGCAGCGGGAAGAUCGUCGUCAAUGCUUCUUGUGCUGGAAUAUUGAACCCACCGAAAGGAGGCUUUUACAAUACAAGCAAAGCAGCAUUGAUAAGCUUCUAUGAGUCCCUCAGAUUCGAAGUGUCACCGAGAGUAACGAUAGUAAUCUUGACUCUUGGUUUCAUUGAAACAAAUAUCAUAACAGCCAAGUAUUUAGGUAAAGGUGUUGGUGUGGCUCUAAGAAAUGAUUUUAGUAGCUUGCUCCCAACAAUGGGGGCAGAGCCAUGUGCCAUAGCCAUUGUCGAUGGAGUAUGCAAAGGAGCAACAUCCAUUACAGAACCAAGGAAGAAUCAGAAGGGAUAG